AAUUAAAACAUCGUUUCUACAAAUGAACUCAAAUAUAAUCAUGAAAAGUGCAAAAACGAAAUGAUUUUAUGAAAUAAUCAUAAAAAACAUUUAAAUCAUUUUUUGAAAAAUUAUUAAUUGUAUUAAAUUUGUCGUGCUCGAGGCAUUUUCUUCCUCAGUAGCAGAAAUUUUGAAACGAAUUUUAUGAUUAUCAAUUGAGGAAUGGAAGAAUACGCAAGAGAACCAUGCCCAUGGCGUAUAAUAGAUGACUGUGGUGGUGCAUUUACCAUGGGUGCCAUUGGGGGAGCAGUAUUUCAAACUAUUAAAGGUUUUCGUAAUGCACCCAGUGGAAUAAACAAAAGAGUUUUAGGAAGUCUUACAGCUAUUAAGCAAAAGUCUCCUAUUAUUGCUGGAAACUUUGCAUUAUGGGGUGGUAUGUUUUCCACUAUAGACUGCACAUUGGUUCAUCUUAGAAAAAAAGAAGAUCCAUGGAAUUCCAUUAUUAGUGGAGCAGCCACAGGUGGAAUAUUAGCAGCAAGAAAUGGUUUACCAGCCAUGGCUGGUAGUGCAAUUAUUGGAGGAGUAUUAUUGGCUUUAAUAGAAGGUGUAGGAAUAUUUAUUACUCGUCUCUCUGCAGAACAAUUCAAGCCACCAUCAUUUACUGAAGAUGCAAAUCCUUUAAGACAACAAGGUCAUCCAUCGUAAAGCAUAUAAAUAUUUAGACAUUUUAAAUUACACACCACUAAUUAAGUACAAAUGUUUCAUAUUCUCUGAAACGAUAGUAGUUGAAAGCUAUCAUUGCCAGUACAUCAAAUUUGUAUAGACAAUUCUUCAACUCCUUGAUUUAAGAAAUAAUAAUAGUUUGGUUUUUAUUUAAU
Molecule: messenger RNA, 857 nt
Organism: Apis laboriosa (Himalayan honeybee)
Lineage: Eukaryota; Metazoa; Arthropoda; Insecta; Hymenoptera; Apidae
Product: mitochondrial import inner membrane translocase subunit Tim17-A-like
Exons: 3
Coding region: 202-684 (160 amino acids)
Biological process (GO): protein import into mitochondrial matrix
Cellular component (GO): TIM23 mitochondrial import inner membrane translocase complex; mitochondrial inner membrane
Molecular function (GO): transmembrane protein transporter activity
Source: RefSeq, a predicted model, not a curated record